AUGGCAAUGGACUUUAUGGGACAGCAAAGGUAUUCUACGGAAUUGGUCGGGGCAGACGUUCAAAAACGAUCGUUACUUCCACAGCGGUCAACUGUAUCCAAGGGAAAGUAUAGUUUGCAGGAUUUUCAGAUUAUGCGGACGUUGGGGACGGGUUCUUUUGGGCGUGUGCACUUGGUGCGAUCAAUCCACAAUGGUCGUUAUUAUGCUAUAAAGAUAUUAAAGAAACAGCAGGUGGUUCGGAUGAAGCAAAUUGAACAUACCAAUGACGAACGAAGGAUGCUGAAGUUGGUGGAGCAUCCAUUUUUGAUUCGGAUGUGGGGUACUUUUCAGGAUUCCAGGAAUUUAUUCAUGGUUAUGGACUAUAUUGAGGGCGGGGAGUUGUUUUCUCUUUUGAGGAAGUCGCAGAGGUUUCCUAACCCUGUUGCGAAGUUCUAUGCUGCGGAGGUGACAUUGGCAUUGGAAUAUCUGCACGCCCAUAAUAUAAUUUAUCGGGACCUGAAACCAGAAAAUAUUUUAUUGGAACGAAAUGGACAUAUUAAAAUUACCGAUUUCGGGUUUGCCAAGGAAGUUGAUACUGUUACAUGGACGUUGUGUGGUACUCCCGAUUACAUUGCUCCUGAGGUAAUUACGACGAAACCUUAUAACAAAUCAAUAGACUGGUGGUCGCUUGGAAUAUUGAUAUUUGAAAUGCUGGCCGGCUACACGCCGUUUUAUGAUGUCACUCCAAUGAAGACAUAUGAGAAAAUCUUGCUGGGAAAGAUUGUAUAUCCGCCAUUCUUCCAUCCGGAUGUAGUUGAUUUGCUGAGUAAGUUAAUAACAGAAGACUUAACUCGCAGGCUGGGUAAUUUGCAGAGUGGUUCACAAGAUAUAAAAUCCCACCCUUGGUUUGCAGAGGUGAUAUGGGAGAAGCUGCUGGCCAAAGACAUUGAAACCCCUUACGAACCACCUAUAACUGCUGGUGUUGGCGAUACAUCGCUGUUCGAUCAAUAUCCGGAAGAGCAAUUCGAUUAUGGAAUCCAGGAGGAUGACCCUUAUAUGAGGUAUUUUGUUGAUUUUUAA
Messenger RNA from Eremothecium cymbalariae DBVPG#7215, 1059 nucleotides. It is a transcript of the gene TPK2, whose product is annotated as cAMP-dependent protein kinase catalytic subunit TPK2. The record is from RefSeq and is a predicted model, not a curated record. Gene Ontology annotation, molecular function: ATP binding; cAMP-dependent protein kinase activity. The transcript has a single exon. Gene Ontology annotation, cellular component: cAMP-dependent protein kinase complex; nucleus. The coding region runs from base 1 to 1059 and encodes 352 amino acids. Gene Ontology annotation, biological process: peptidyl-serine phosphorylation. NCBI's taxonomy places the organism in Eukaryota, Fungi, Ascomycota, Saccharomycetes, Saccharomycetales, Saccharomycetaceae.